This is a messenger RNA of Dissoconium aciculare CBS 342.82, 813 nucleotides long. RefSeq lists its product as uncharacterized. The coding region runs from base 114 to 671 and encodes 185 amino acids. The record is from RefSeq and is a predicted model, not a curated record. Lineage: Eukaryota; Fungi; Ascomycota; Dothideomycetes; Mycosphaerellales; Dissoconiaceae. The transcript has 3 exons.
UUACUUCAAGCCAAGUUGCAUUGUACAUUCUGAUUUCCCAUUCUUGCCCAAUCAUUCCCUCAAAUACCUCAACCAUCAACGAACCUUGCCAUCCAAUCCCAACCCCAUAAACCAUGUCGACUUAUAUCGGAACCACCGCUCCCACAGACCCUGCAGAGGCGAACAAGGUCAAAGUCGAAAACCCCGGCACCGUGACAUCGGACUCUUUGGCCGCCGAGUCAAUCAACCAGGGCGGUCAAUUCGCAGCCGACAGCAGCUCCCGCGGCCCCAACGGCCCAGCAUCCCAUUCCACCACGACCAACACCACCGAUGCCUCGAAUGCGACCGAGCUUCCUGCAGCAAGCAAUCACCCGUCACGCCCGGAUGGCAAGAGCAAGGCGGACUCCGACGCCGUGAUAAACGAGGGACGGGUUCCCGUGAAGCACGAGGUGGUCGACCCAAACAGCCAGUUCCAGAAGCCCAAGGGCAAGGAUUUGCAUGAAGGUGGUUUCGAUUCAAGCGCACCCAACGCUUCGUUCCGCACAGAUAUCGGCAGCAAGCGUGACCCCGGUCGCGUUGCAUUGCAAGGCCUCGAGGCGAGUAAUGCCGCAGCCGGCAGCACCGCUGGUACUCGGCAGGUCGCUGUCUCCAACGACGGACAGUUCGAUGCUCUCAAGCAAGAACAGGCGUAGGAGGUCAUUGUCUUGCAGGAGGUCUUCUAGGGUGCAUAUUUCAAUGCGCUGAAUCUGUGAUAUUCACUCGGUCGACGACCGGGCAGUGUAAACUUAGUCUUCAGUAACGCGAAAAUGAUUCAUGAGCUAUUACCAUCGCGCU